Penicillium egyptiacum is the source of this 612-nucleotide messenger RNA. Lineage: Eukaryota; Fungi; Ascomycota; Eurotiomycetes; Eurotiales; Aspergillaceae. The record is from the annotation of a GenBank genome assembly.
AUGGCGUUCCGCGAGAAGGUCAAGCGGGUGUUCCGCUCCAAAUCCAAAAAUGAUGGAAAGCCUAAGAUCGAAUAUUACAGACGACAUGAGUGUCCCCCUUCUAAAUUUCGAGGUCCAUUCGACCGUGACCACCAAAAAGCCCUAGCCGCUUGGUCCUUCCAGGGCGCGAUGGUUGAACGGACUCGUUCACUUGAAAUCUCCGUGUCGCCCUGUGCCACAUGUUCCGACGAUUACUCCAGCCCGUCCGACACUGACAACUCGGUAUCGCCGGAUGAUGGAGUCGAUGUCGAUCCAGCCUCCUCCAACCCAGAGGCCCCUGCUGAAUCCUCGCCACGAGCCCCCGAGUCCGGCUCCCAGUCCUCUACCAUCGUCAACCCCUCCAGCUACAAUGGCUCAAUGAUGACCCUUAUAAACGAGGGCUCUAUCUACGAGAUCCCUGAGGAUUCAAAGGAACCCAAGUUCUUCCUCAAGGAGUCCAUCCGCUACUCAUCACCCCUCGUCCGCGCCAUCUCGCCCGCCAUAACCCCGUGCGUCAUGUCCGCCAGAAAGGACCUCCCUUUCGCCCCCGAGGAUCUCACCCGUGCCUUGAUCGCCGUCCAGGUCUGCGCCUGA